Molecule: messenger RNA, 1762 nt
Organism: Spodoptera litura
Lineage: Eukaryota; Metazoa; Arthropoda; Insecta; Lepidoptera; Noctuidae
Source: RefSeq, a predicted model, not a curated record
UAAAAUGUGCUCGCAAUCGGAUUGUUACAAAGUGAUAUUUGUAGUGAUAUUAGUUUUGGUACGGAAUGCUGAUUGUAGAACUGUUAAUAAAAUCAGAAAGGAUAGUGGAGUGCAAAAUGCGUGGAAUCAUUUACAAAGUGUGGAGAAAAAUACGACGAAUAAGGAGCAAGGCAGGGGAUUUUUCUUUGGCGGAGGUCUAUUAUCCCUCGGCAAAGUCCUCAACUUCUUCCCGGUGGGAGGAGAGCGGGAGUGCCAGCCGGAGGGCCACAAUAUUGCGAAGGCAGGAAUCUGCAUCAACCAAUACGACUGUCGACAGAGGGACGGCAGAGCUUCAGGGGAUUGUGCGGACGGGCUCGGCGUGUGCUGUGUUUUCGAGGUGUCCUGCGGCGGCACAGUGCAGAAUAACCUGACGUACUUCAUGUCGCCCGGCUUUCCCGAGCUGUGGGGCGGCGAGGAGGACUGCAAUAUUACCAUUGAGAAGACACACGCUGGCAUCAUGCAGCUCAGGAUUGACUUUUUACACUUCACUAUUGGUCAGCCUAACAGAACCACAGGAGAUUGUGACGAGGAUGCCAUGAUCUUGGGCGAUGGAGACAGCAAGUUCACACUGUGUGGACAGAAUCAUGCACAACAUGUAUACUACACACUAUCAACGGGUAGUGAGAAGAGAGAAGACAGCGAUCUGCCUGGCACGAAGACCAUUAAACUGUCGAUGAGGAUGCGAGCUGGAGAUAUGCCGCGGAUCUGGCUGAUGAGGCUCGCGCAGAUGCCGCUAGCGUACACAGCUCCGCAUAAUUGUCUGCAGUAUUUUACGAAUGAUAAUGGUACAAUAAAAACUUUCAACUAUGCAUCGAACGGGCGUCACCUAGCCAGUCAAGAAUACAAGGCAUGCAUCAGAAGAAACUCAGGGUUCUGUUCUGUGCGUUACACUCCUUGUGACAGCCGUUCCUUCAGGAUAGGACCUGGUGGUGGAACUCCACUGGUUAUGGACCCUGCAGAAAUGCAACAAGAAGAAAUGAUGCCAGCUGAUGAAACACAGACACAAGAAGACGAAAUGGAAGGUUCUGGAAAUGAACCGCAAAUGGAAACUCCAAUGCGAGAGGAACCCAGUCUCAUCUCUAGGGCGAGGUCUUCCACCUGGUCGCGCUGGUCACCAUACACGCAGCACUAUGGGAGCGAUGAUGAUAAGUUCCGGUACUUCGGCUAUGGGAACUACGGGAUCGGUCUGACUGGCCAUGGCAGACAGCGGUGUGACGACAGGAUUACCAUACCAUGUGAAAAUGAAUAUUUUAUUUCGAGCUCGUACUUCGGUGCAGGCGUUUGCGACCCUCAUCAUUGCGGCAACACCUUCUGUCCUGGACAGCAGCGGCGUAACUGUCAUGUGGAGACCUCCAUAACUCCAUUCGCAGUAUCCGUGCAUUUUGGACCUCCCACAGUCAAGAGGAGUCCAGAGGAAAACAUUGGGAUGUGCUUGCGAUAUACACAGUUGCCUUGUGACUCUUGAAGUGUGUGUUUAAAAGGGUACAAGAAAAAUAGUAAGUGUUAUAGAAGUGUAUUUUAUAUGGCCUGUGAUUUCAUAUGAAACUGUUGCUAGUUUAGUUCAUGUUCAUCUGAAUUUUGGUAUGUUGUGACUUAUUUUGUCUCCCUAAGGAUAACAGUUGAUAUAAAUGUAUAUUUGGGCAUUACUACUAAGAUCGAGGCUAUUUAUAACACGUGUAAAUAACAAUACACAAAAGAUUAGUAUAUCUUUUUUUAUGGGAUA